Suillus fuscotomentosus is the source of this 1281-nucleotide messenger RNA. RefSeq lists its product as uncharacterized. Bases 1 to 1281 code for a protein of 426 amino acids. The record is from RefSeq and is a predicted model, not a curated record. NCBI's taxonomy places the organism in Eukaryota, Fungi, Basidiomycota, Agaricomycetes, Boletales, Suillaceae. The transcript has 6 exons.
AUGUCACUACAGUGGACAUGCGACCACUGUCAAGCGACCACAGUGCUAGCUGAUCAUGAUAAUCCUCGGGAUGUCAAACGUGCCCAUUAUAAAAAAUGCUUAGACAAACCGAAAUCAGUACACAACUGGCCAGUUCCCGUUCUUAAUGGGAAAUACCUUUGUCCAUUUAGAUUCCGGCACUGCAAGAAGGACAAGUGCCCCGGGUGGCUAGAUCCGGAAGUCGCACCUACAGUCACGGUGAAGGAGAUCUAUGGCAUCGAUGCUGACCUUCUCACUCCAGUAGGUUUGGGGAAAUGUUGCGAAGAGAAUUUUCCCUUGAGCGCUGUCCAUAGCAAAACGCUCAAGCUGCCUGUGCCUACUGAGCGCGAGAUCGAAUCGAAUCUAAAACAGCAUACACCGAUUCAGGACUCAAGGCAUCACAAAGUCCAGGACGAGCAGGAGACACCCCAGAGCAAACCUGAGACAGCUCGAUCGCAAAACUUGGAUUCAAUUGCUGCUAUGUCCAACAUAUUCCUAAAAGCCCUUGCAGACACAACUGGGAUGUCCUUCACGCUUCUUGCCGGGGGUCCACCCUCUGAAGCUCAUGGUGAGUUGGAAGUAUACCGGUUUCAUGCUGGUUUAAUGAAACUGGGCAAUUAUCCAAAUUUUGAGAUGGGCGUUGUGGGACCUUUCCGUGAUUUUCUGCACUAUGUAUACUCUUCUCUGCCGGCCGUAGACUUUCUUCCUGACUUCACCCAGAAUGUAACCACUGAGGCCGAGUUUCCAUCUGCGCCAUCUGGCACGACCGAGUAUAGCGAUCCAUUCUGGGCUAGCCCAGAAUUUGACGCCAUUCUGGUUAAAAUGCUGAAUGAUUCCCAAGGUGGAUUGGUCAUACAGGAGAGACAUAGUACUUUGGCCACCACUGCGCUCCCCACCUCAUCUCUCACUACAGGGUCUCCCACAGUAGCUGCUGCGGCCUUGUCUAUACCUGAUGGGUCUUCCGUUAUAGUUUCAGCUGUGCUUGAUGCAGCCCCUAACAGGUCUCCUAGGGCGCCUCCAUCGUCUCUCACUGUACCAUCAGCGGUGCAUCCUGCCCUACUUUCUAAUGUACCUUCUACGGCUUCUGCUAUGACACCUGUCAUCGAGCCCGUACAUGCAGCGAGCCCAAACAUGGCAGAUCCCCUAAAUGCCGAGCAUGAAUGCCGCAGGACAAGCCGGAAGUCUAAACCUUCAAAGCGCAAUGAUGUUGCCAAUUCAAUCGGAAUUCUGGGAAGGGCUUAUCGAGGAGUCCUCAAGUCGUAG